Messenger RNA from Peniophora sp. CBMAI 1063, 915 nucleotides. The record is from the annotation of a GenBank genome assembly. NCBI's taxonomy places the organism in Eukaryota, Fungi, Basidiomycota, Agaricomycetes, Russulales, Peniophoraceae.
AUGUCCGCUUCGUCACCCUCAGCGGGUACGCUUGAUGAGCAGUUCAACUCAACCGACGCCGAUAUCUCCCUACGCUCAUCGGACGGCGUGAUAUUUGCCGUCCAUAGCUUCAUCCUCCGUUGGAUCUCGCCUUUCUUCGCAGACAUGCUCUCGCUGCCUCAGACGUCGGACAGUGCCGGCGAUCAGCGUCCAGUCAUAGACAUGUCUGAAGACUCGGCCUCGAUACGUACUCUGCUACGUUUCAGCUACCCUCACACGUUCUGUGCGGACCCCGAGCUCGAAAAAGUGGCCGAUAUCAAGCGUGCCGCGGUUAUCGCUCGCAAGUUCGACUGCCAAGCAUUGCUCGAGGCCGUCGAGAGCGCCAUCAUACGCCUGUCCAAGUCGGAAUCAGAGACGGCCUACGCACUCGCAUGGAGGUUUGAGUUCCCGGGAGCCCUGCGCGCAGCCGCGCGCGCGAGCGUCCAUCACCGAUUGUUCAUCGAUGAUGGGCGCGAGGUCCCCGAGUUUGAUGAGCUGCCCGCGAGGGCGCUUGUUUUGCUGGGACGAUACCGCACUUCUUUCUACGACGCGACACUACGCCUCGAUCAAGAGAUCUAUCCGCAUCCCACCUGGAUCGCCAAACACCAUGCCACUGGGUGUCGUGAGCUACAGCUCGAUGUCGUCAACGGUAUCCCGGUCGCGGAUGGCAUUGACUUUGACAAGUGCACAUGCGAAAAAUCGGUGGCACCUGAUCUAGAGCGCACAAUCGUUCACGCGGUUCUUAAGGCGGUUCAUACGGCGAGGAAGGAGGCGCGCGGCUGCCCUCGGUGUUGUGCGAUAGUGGAUCACGACGAUCUGUUCACUAGGACAGCUCGACUUCUCCAAGAAGAGAUCGAGCGGCAGCUGGACAAGGUUGUUUUGCAACCCCCGUUCUAA